AAAAAAAAAUAAAAUGUUUUCUCCCGUCCAAACAAGUCCCUAAAUUAGGGUUUAAGACCAAAGACGUGAAAAAUCCUACACUAGCCUAAGCCUAAACCCUUGUCAGGUAAGUAUGGCUGCCGUGGAGAUAGACCUUGGAAAGCUUCCAUUUGACAUUGAUUUUCAUCCAUCCGAUCAUCUUGUUGCUGCUGGACUCAUCACCGGCGACCUUCUCUUGUACCGUUACAAUGCUGAUUCUCCGGCUCAGAAGUUGUUGGAAGUAAAAGCUCAUAGCGAAUCAUGUAGAACUGUCCGGUUUAUCCACGAGGGCCGUGCAAUUGUGACGGGAUCUCCAGAUUGUUCUAUUCUUGCAACAGACAUUGAGACUGGCUCAGAAAUUGUUCGCCUGGAGAAUUCCCAUGGGGCUGCUGUUAAUCGAAUUGUAAAUUUGACUGAGUCAACUAUUGCUUCUGGAGACGAUGAAGGAUGCAUUAAGGUAUGGGAUACCAGACAACGCUCAUGCUCCCAUUCUUUUAAUGCACAUGAAGAAUACAUUUCAGACAUUACAUUUGCAGCUGAUUCCAUGAAACUAUUGGCAACUAGUGGCGAUGGGUCACUUUCUGUAUGCAAUUUAAGGAGCAGCAAGAUCCAAACUCGCUCUGAAUUUUCUGAAGAGGAGCUGCUCUCUGUGGUAAUUAUGAAGAAUGGUAGAAAAGUAAUAUGUGGUACUCAAUCUGGAACUCUGUUACUGUAUUCAUGGGGAUUUUUCAAGGAUUGCAGUGAUCGCUUUGUUGAUCUAUCACCAAACUCUAUAGAUGCAUUACUGAAACUUGACGAAGAUCGAGUAAUAACUGGGUGUGAGAAUGGGCUUAUCAGCCUGGUUGGCAUAUUACCGAACAAGAUUAUUCAGCCAAUUGGCGAGCAUUCAGAAUACCCCGUUGAACGUCUUGCCUUUUCUCAUGAUAGAAAGUAUCUUGGAAGUGCAUCACAUGACCAUUUACUGAAAUUGUGGGAUCUGAAUGAGCUGGUGCAAGAUUCUGAGGAUGGUGCGAAGAAUGAUUCAAGUGCUGAAGAUAGUGAUAAUGAUGGGAUGGAUGUUGAUGAUAAUAUACCAAAAUCUUCCAAAGGGAGCAAGAAGAAAAAUGUAAAUAAAGGGCCAGAUCCUGGGAGUUCGAACAAUUUCUUUUCAGAAUUAUGAUAUGAUGUUUCAUUGGUCUUGGAAGGGCAGAGUCAUGGUAAUUCAAACAAAACAAUCCUGCCGUUUUGAGUUCUUUCUGCGUAUUAUAAGAACCAACAACCUGGUACGAAAGGAGGGGUAUAAGUUAUAUGGUGAUGAUGCCCUAUUCCCUGCUCCCCUGCAGGGUUUAGGAAGCUGAUUAAUCGAUUCUCUGAGGGUCUGAUGCUUUUGGACGCGUUUAUUAUACAGGUUUUUGGAUACUCCAUAGGUUAGCUUUCAUUUAUUUCCUUGAGGGAUGUUGCCGCGAUAAGUAUCAUAUCUGGUUUUAGGCUCGUGUAAUAUGAUUUUUUGGAAGAUUAUCCAUAUUUCAUAGUCAUGUACUAGUAUAAACA
Solanum stenotomum is the source of this 1548-nucleotide messenger RNA. RefSeq names its product WD repeat-containing protein 55. The coding region runs from base 113 to 1177 and encodes 354 amino acids. The transcript has 15 exons. The record is from RefSeq and is a predicted model, not a curated record. Gene Ontology annotation, molecular function: protein binding. Lineage: Eukaryota; Viridiplantae; Streptophyta; Magnoliopsida; Solanales; Solanaceae.